Mytilinidion resinicola is the source of this 567-nucleotide messenger RNA. RefSeq lists its product as uncharacterized. The transcript has a single exon. Bases 132 to 383 code for a protein of 83 amino acids. NCBI's taxonomy places the organism in Eukaryota, Fungi, Ascomycota, Dothideomycetes, Mytilinidiales, Mytilinidiaceae. The record is from RefSeq and is a predicted model, not a curated record.
CAGUAGUCCAGCCUUGCUCCCAGUCCCACAGCAUUGAUUCUAGAUGUCAUGUGCAACGUCCUCAACACCCAGAACAGCAGAACCUCAAACUCCGUUGGUCUAGAACAGAGCCGCGCACUACUCUAUGCAAAAUGAUACUGAGACCAGCCUCUCCUGGAAGAGGCAACAGCAUUCGCCUGAUCCGAAAGCCGUGGCAAGUGCCUCAUUGGCAAACCCGCGUUUCCCCCAACGCCCUCUCCCAAAGCCUUGGGUUCCUGCCAGACACUUUUCUGAAACCCCGUCCACCACCGCCGCCGCCUCGCGCCUCGCGCCUCGCGCCUCACCGAUGUGCAAAACCCCUCAAAGUCAAAAACAAACACUGCAGCAACAAGCAAGACCCCUGAUCCUCCGGAAAUCCUCAAUACGCCCAACGGACAAUCCACCCACUCGCCCGCCAUCUCCGUGUGGAACCUACAGAAUGCAGCAUCCUAUCUCACGACAACGGCGCUGACCACCCACCCACGCCCGCACCCGCACCUCGGAUACGCCCGAAUGCGCUGCGUGAACCGCCGUCUUGCUCGCAGACCC